This is a messenger RNA of Trypanosoma brucei brucei TREU927, 1095 nucleotides long. RefSeq lists its product as hypothetical. The record is from RefSeq and is a predicted model, not a curated record. Gene Ontology annotation, molecular function: protein binding. Gene Ontology annotation, cellular component: SCF ubiquitin ligase complex. Gene Ontology annotation, biological process: SCF-dependent proteasomal ubiquitin-dependent protein catabolic process. The coding region runs from base 1 to 1095 and encodes 364 amino acids. The transcript has a single exon. Lineage: Eukaryota; Euglenozoa; Kinetoplastea; Trypanosomatida; Trypanosomatidae.
AUGCCGUUAUGUGUUCCUCUUCUUCAAAAUGUGUUGGCAUGGUACGGUGAUGAAUUAUCGAUAUCACUCGCACUCUUAUCAACCUCGCCAUCUGUUCGUUUCUUCUGCGAGCGACACGCGGAACCACCGCUGCGGAUACUGGCGGGAACAUGGACCGUGCAAUGCAGAACUGACGGGCCCCGCUUUAUUACGCACAACGUAGGUAUAAAGGUUGCGGACGCCCUCGGUGCGGAUGUCUUUUCGUCUAUGGCGUGGUGGUGUAACCGGAUCGUUACCAGCAGUAGCGGUCGGGGCCGGGAGCCGGUUCAGUUACAUCUCAACCUCAACGGUGCACGGUGCUCCGUAGAACAGGUGCUGCAAGGGGCGUUGGCUUUCCGAACCCUUGUGGAGUUGUCCCUUCGCCGAGUGUCAAUAAAAGAUGUCAACGUGCUUGGAAAAAUGCCAUCGCUGCAGAAGCUAGAUUUGGUGGAAGCAAGUGUCGCCGACAGUGGCAUUGUUGGCCUCGGUGAUAGUAACAGUUUGGUGAGCAUUAACUUAUGGGGAUGUGAAGACAUUGCCGAUGUGAGUGUGCUUGGUAAGAUACCAACUUUACGUGAGCUUGUAGUCGCUGAGACAAAAGUCACAGAUUGUGGCACCGCAGGUCUUGUGGAUUGUGUGAACCUCCGCGAGUUAAAUAUGGAGGCGUGCCCCUCCAUUACAUGCGUGGGGGCCGUGUCAGAGCUUCCAGUCCUCCAGCGGCUGUUGCUUGUAACAACAGCAGUCACUAGCGCUGGUAUCGCAAGUCUGGGAAAUAGCCGGAGUUUAGUGGAAAUUGACCUGUGGGGUUGCCGCGGUGUGGACAGUGUAAAUACUCUGGGGAAAAUACCAACACUGCGACGCCUUGAUCUCUUCGGUACAUCUGUGACAAAUGAAGGAAUCAUUGAACUGGGGUGCAGUCAAAGUCUUGAAGAGGUUGAUCUCACUUUCUGCGAAGCCAUCAGUGACGUGGGAACCUUGGUCGCCGUACCGACUCUGCAGCGGCUGAUACUCUUGCAUACGUCUGUGGAAGAAGGGGCAUGCAGACAGUUUAGUAAGCGGGUUUCCAUUGCAAUUUAA